Talaromyces stipitatus ATCC 10500 is the source of this 1302-nucleotide messenger RNA. RefSeq lists its product as uncharacterized. Gene Ontology annotation, biological process: xenobiotic detoxification by transmembrane export across the plasma membrane. Gene Ontology annotation, molecular function: fluconazole transmembrane transporter activity. NCBI's taxonomy places the organism in Eukaryota, Fungi, Ascomycota, Eurotiomycetes, Eurotiales, Trichocomaceae. The record is from RefSeq and is a predicted model, not a curated record. The transcript has 4 exons. The coding region runs from base 1 to 1299 and encodes 432 amino acids.
AUGAAGACGUCGAAACAGGCAAUAACAAAGACCAAUGUUUUCGUGGUCGGCUGGUACGGCGACAAUGGUCCCGACAACCCUUACAACUGGUCAUUCGGAAAAAAGCUCUGGGUUGCCAUGUUGCUGUUUGUGUACACAUUCUCUGUCUACAUUACUUCGUCCUUGUACACCUCCAGCACCCCUGAUAUCAUGGAGAUCUUUGGGUUGGGCAACAUUGUGGCUUCUCUGGGAUUGACCAUGUAUGUUCUGGGAUAUGGGCUAGGCCCGAUGCUUUUCUCGCCUCUGUCAGAGAUUCCGGCAGUGGGACGGACAUUCCCAUAUGUUACAACCUAUUUCGUUUUCGUCAUUCUUUACAUCCCAAUGGCGUUGGUCAAUAACAUUGCCGGCAUACUGGUGCUACGUUUCCUGCUUGGGUUCUUUGGAUCUCCCUGUCUCGCAACAGCUGGGGCUAGCUACGGCGACUUCUACGGCGCGACUCAGAUGCCAUACGUGAUUGUAUUAUGGGGUGGAGGAGCGACUCUGGGCCCAGCCCACUUGUCGCUGAAUUCGCGGUUGAAAAAAAUGGGCUGGUGCUGGAGCUCAUGGGAAGCACUUUGGCUGUCCGCUCCAACAAUGGUCGUAAUGUUCCUCUCAAUGCCCGAAACCUCAGCGGAUAACAUCCUCUACCGACGAGCACGACGCCUCCGCGCCCGAACUGGUCGCACUGACCUGAAGUCAGAAUCCGAAAUCCGUCAGUCUUUCCCACUUGUCUACGGCGAAAUGUACGGUUUCAACCUCGGUGAACAGGGUCUUGCAUUUCUUGCCGUACUUUGCGGCCUCGUUGCCGCAGUAGUGCUACUAUGCUGUUACUUUUACUUCAUCGCACCCCGCCAACUUGGCAAAUAUGACCCCGUCCCACCAGAAGCUCGCAUAUGGCCGGGCCUCUUCGCAACCUGGCUCAUUCCAAUCGGUCAAUAUAUCUUCGCGUGGACGGCAGACCCCGGUAUCCACUGGAUUGUCUGCCUCUUCGGUAUCGCCAUCAGUAUGUGCGGUGUUUUCAUCAUCACCCAGUGCAUGUUCAUUUACCUCCCAUUUACGUAUCCUCGAUACUCCGGAUCACUCUUUGCCGCGAACGGUUUCGCACGCAGUUUGUUGGCUGGUGCGUCUAUUCUAUUUACCCGACCUAUGUUCGACGGGAUUAAGGUCUCUGGUGGGGCCACGUUGCUGGCUAGUUUUAGUGUCCUUUGUAGCUUGGGCUUUUACGUCCUGUAUUAUUAUGGUGCGCGAUUAAGAGAGCAGAGUCGGUUCACUGGGAUGUAGUCG